Molecule: messenger RNA, 1361 nt
Organism: Cynocephalus volans (Philippine flying lemur)
Lineage: Eukaryota; Metazoa; Chordata; Mammalia; Dermoptera; Cynocephalidae
Gene: KXD1
Product: KxDL motif containing 1
Exons: 5
Coding region: 111-641 (176 amino acids)
Biological process (GO): lysosome localization
Cellular component (GO): BORC complex
Source: RefSeq, a predicted model, not a curated record
CGCCUCGCGAGCUCGCACGCAGGUGCGUAUGACGUCGCGGCGGCACGGGCGCCAUCCCGGAAGCGCGAACAAGGCCGCCAGAUGUGCAGGCAGCGGAGGAGGAGAAAGAGAUGGACCCCCCGGACUCGGCCUCGAGGGUCUUCUGUAGCCGCAUCCUGAGCAUGGUGAACACAGACGACGUCAAUGCCAUCAUCCUGGCCCAGAAGAACAUGCUGGACCGCUUUGAGAAGACCAAUGAGAUGCUGCUGAACUUCAACAGCUUGUCCAGUGCCCGCCUGCAGCAGAUGAGUGAGCGUUUCCUGCACCACACAAGGACCCUGGUGGAGAUGAAGCGGGACCUGGACAGCAUCUUCCGCAGAAUCAGGACACUGAAAGGGAAACUGGCCAGACAGCACCCAGAGGCCUUCAGCCACAUCCCGGAAGCGUCAUUCCUGGAGGAUGAGGAUGAAGACCCCAUCCCACCCAGCACCACAACCACCAUUGCCACCUCAGAACAGAGCACGGGGUCGUGUGACACCAGCCCUGACACCGUCUCACCCUCCCUUAGCCCCGGCUUUGAGGACCUGUCCCACGUCCGGCCUGGCUCCCCUGCCAUCAAUGGCCACAGCCAGACUGAUGAGGAAGAGAUGCUGGGCGAGUAGCCCUGCUCCCCACACACUAUGGGGUCUCAGGGCAGCGGCACUCCCCCCACCACCUACGUGUCUGAGGUGGCAGUGGGUAACCCUGCCUCAGAAUCAUCAUCUUUGCCACCCUCUUCUGUCAUACAGGGCUCCCUUCCUAGGGGUGUGGGAUUCCUGGGGGUCUCUAAUUCCCGCUCCUUCCUCCCUAAGAACAUCUCUCUUCUGCAGGCACCUCUGCCAUGCCAGGGCACAUCCAUCCCAGCUGGAGUCACGGAGCUGGGCACUAGGGAACUUUUCCAGAGCCAGGCCUGCGGUCGGCUCUGAACAAUAUUUAAAAGGUUCCCAGACACAAGAGCAAGAUGUCCCUUGCUCCCUGGUGAGGACUUCCUUGAAGUGGACGAGCAGUGUCACAUAGGAGUUCACCCCAGCCCAGCCCUGCACCCAUUAAUUCUGGUUUCCCUGCCCCGUCCUCCAACAAAAGUCUCAAAUACUUCCUCCGGUUGGUCUCUCAAGGGGGUUUCUGAGACAGGUAAAAGGCUUGAGACGGAGGCUGGCCAUCCACUCAGCCCUGAGCCUGAUGAGGCCUGUGUUUCUUUGGACAGAGAUGUGGCCUUGGGGGCCUAGCAGGACUCCGUGGAGCAAGCCGAGUCACCUUGGAAAAGAGUUUAACGGAAUAUUUUUGUAUCCGAUGUUUACAGAUGCUGUUGAGAAGUUAUCAAUAAAAAGACUCAUCAAUAAAAA